Molecule: messenger RNA, 4420 nt
Organism: Drosophila innubila
Lineage: Eukaryota; Metazoa; Arthropoda; Insecta; Diptera; Drosophilidae
Gene: bsf
Product: leucine-rich PPR motif-containing protein, mitochondrial
Molecular function (GO): protein binding
Source: RefSeq, a predicted model, not a curated record
AUUCUAGUGUGCUGCUGGCCCUGCGAUUUAGCUGGUUGUUGAAUUAAUAAUAUUGUUUUCAUUAAUUACAAUAAAUAAAAAAAGUUAACAAUGGCUUCCAUACUGCGCACGGGUAAACUGUUGCGUUACUUUGCCGGCUUCACACGCAAUGUGGUCGUCAACUCGGUGAGGGACUGCGAGAGCAACAAUCUGCUGCAGUCGGCGCCUUGCAUGUGCGGACAGUUUCAGAAUGGCUUUGCCAGCAAUGCAGCAGCUACCAAAGCAGAGGUGAGUUUGGACAGACAGAUCAGACGCCUGGAUCAGGAUGCACGUCGCAUGGGACGCAUUUCCCGGCGGGAUCUCGAGGAAGUUCUCGACGAGAUUCGCACACAUCGCACUGCAACGAGCUCGCAAUCAUUGCUGGUCAUCAGGUGCUGUGGCAACCUGGUGCCCGAGGAACUGCCCGAGGUGCGAACAGCGCUGGUUCAGGAAAUAUGGAAAACGCUGAAUGCUUUGAAUGUGCCCAUGGAUAUAUCGCAUUAUAAUGCCUUGUUACGGGUCUAUUUGGAGAACGAGCAUCAGUUCACGCCCACCGAUUUCCUGGCCGAGAUCGAGGCCAAAGGCAUUGAGCCCAAUCGAGUCACGUAUCAGCGUUUAAUUGCCCGUUAUUGCCAGCAAGGAGACAUCGAAGGCGCCACACGAAUCCUGGAGUUUAUGCGGGGCAAAUCUCUGCCUGUGAAUGAGAAUGUCUUCAACUCCUUGAUACUCGGACACUCGCAGGCCAACGAUAUGGAGUCGGCCAAGGGCGUGCUCGGCGUGAUGAAGCAGGCGGGCUUGGAGCCCAGUGCGGAUACCUACACGACGCUGUUGUGCGCCUUUGCGCGCCACGGCGAUAUCGACGCGUUGAACACAACACUCGCCGAGUGCGAGCCCAAGGAGAUUAUAUUGCUGGACAAGGAUCUGCUGGACAUUGUGUACACGCUGACAAUUAAUGGUCAUGGCGAUCAUGUGGAUGCCGUGCUCGCCAAGCUGCGCAUUUCACCCGGUUUCAAUCAGGAUGCUGUUAAUAUUAUAUUGCGUUUGGUCAACAAAGGCUAUGAGGAUGUGGCUCUAAAGCUGCUCCGUCUGAUGCCACGUGGAACACGCGUUAAUGGCGAGGCCGUGGAUGUGGGUGCCUUCUUUAUUCGCCAGCUGGUGAAGGCAAAUCGACCGGUGGAAAAGAUAUUGACCAUUUGCCGCACACUCCAAGCUGAGGGACUCAAUCCCAAGGCAUUGACAAUUGCCACGGAAGCGGGAUUGACACAUGGAGCCAUGAACAAUGCGUUGCCGCUGCUCCAGGAGAUGAAAAACCUGGGAUUGCCCAUACGUCAGCAUUACUUCUGGCCAUUGUUCUGCUCUGUGAAAACCAACCAAGUGCUGGAUAUUGUGCGUCGCAUGCAGCAGGAAUUCUCAGUGAAUCCCAAUUCAGAGACAAUCAGAGAUUAUGUCAUACCCAAUCUGAAGGAGAAGAACUGGGAUAAGGUUGUUACUGUUCUGCGGGAUGCUGGCGUGCCAAAUUCCACAGCAGUUACCUCCGCUGUCUAUGCCGCAUUGACCACACAUCAAAUGGCAGAAGCUGCUAAAAUUAUGGAGAAGAACAGAGCUUACUAUGUGCCCAUGAUCUUCCGUCAACCUCUUAUUUUGGCUUUAAGUAAUACCAAUGAUUACUCAUCGUUCAUUCGCUGCAUUCGUCAAAUUCACGAGGGAAUGCAGUUCCGUGCUCCGAAGGAGACAACAGAGGAGCCCGAGGUGGGCAGCGAUGUGGACGCGGCCACGAUGACGGAGCGUACAACACCCGAUGUGGUGGGCAGCAUUGUCCAUGAUGCGGCCAUUUACUUCCGACGCGAACGUGUCAUCAUGUUGGAGAAGGUACUAAUGGGUCUGGUCAAGCAAGGACUUUCCAUAGGCAGCGCCAAGGCAACAGCGAUCUCUGAGCUGCUGGGCGCCGAGAUGACACCAAAGAUCUCGGAGUUGCUGGGCAAGCUCAGCUCUGGCGAACUGGAGCCCAUUGCCUUGCCCAACAGCGGCAAACGUUCCCUCGACUCCCUAAGCAUUGAUGAGCUGGAACGCUUCAUCAAAAAUGUGGAGGCCAAGGGCGAGAAUGCGAAUAACAUAAAGCGACAAUUAAUUUCGGCCUGUUUCCGUUCCAUGAAUCUGGAGAAGACAAAUGAGGUCAUCGAACGUCUCGAUCAGGAGAAGUUCCAGAUACCCAUUGGCGUGUAUGCCCAGCUCGUGGAUCUCUAUACACAUCACAAGCGCAGCUCGGAUGCACUUGCUCAAUACAAAAAACUGCGCACAGCCGAUGCCAACUUCAAGCUGGACAAUCUGAAGACGGUGCGUCUGGCGGAGCUCUUGCUGCAGGAGGAGCGAGAGACGGAGGCGGUGCAGCUGCUCAAGGAGAAUCAGAAGGAAUCGCUUUAUAAUGAGGGCGAAGGUAGCUUCAGUUAUGUGAGCAACGUUUGGCGUAUUCUCAAUGCGAUUGCGGAAUCGGGAGAUGCGGAGAAAUUGAAGCGCAUCUUUGACACACUCAUUGGUGGCAACUAUGUGGCGCCCACGAAUGUGGUGUUGGGACCAUUGAUCAAGGUCUAUGUGAUGAAGGAUGAUCUAACGAAUGCGAUCAAUACUUUCGAGCAGAUCUGUCAACAGUACAAGGCAACUCCCUGGAAGAAUGAGCUCGCCUGUCGCCUCAUCCAGAAGGAGGAUGCAGCCAAUUUGCAGAGAUUAACCGAUCUGAGCACAAGUAUCCAUGGUGAGGUCAACAGUCUGUACGACUUGGUCUUCUCCUUUGUCGAGUGCGGACGUGUGCGUCAAGCGCGUAAGAUUCUGGAGACACCUGGACUUCGCACCAGACCACAACGCAUUAGCUCCGCCUGUGAUCGUUAUAAGAAUGAGGGCAUGUUGCAGCCACUGGAGGGUUUGAUCGAGGCUACCAAGGAUCUGGGACACAUUGAUCGCAAUAAGAUCUACUACACACUCUUGCUCAGUUACGACAAGGCUGAUGAGGCUGAAAAGGCGCUGGGCUUGUGGACCAAGAUGCAAGAGGAGGCGGUGGCGCCCACCGACGCAUUCCUUCUCAAGCUGGCGGAGAUGUUGCAGCGCAAGAACAUCGAUGUGCCUUUUGUGGUGCCGGAGGCAGCGCAGCCCAGAUCGAAACGCAACAAGACGGUUGUUAAAACAGAACAACAGCCCAAGAUGGAGCAGGCAAAGGAAGAGCGGCCGAAUGCUGAUCCUCCUAAGAACGUACAACCUAAGAUGCCUUCCAGCACCUCCAGCUUCCGUCGUGCGAUUCAGGCCAACGAUGCAGAUGCUGCCAUCGCUUGCAGAGAGCGUAUCAUCAGUGGCGAUAAGUUUAGCAUUCUAGAUACCUCGCGUCUUAUUGAGCUUCUGGUUCGUUCGGAUCGCUUAGCGGAGGCCACCAAAUACGUGGAUGAGUUGCUUGCCGACAAGCAGCAUCCGCAGCCAAUUUUCAAAUAUUUCUUGAAUAAAAUUGCCGCCUCUGGUGAUUUGGGCACUUUGGAGCGCAUUGGCAAGCAGCUGAAUGAUGAACAGAAGCGUCUGGUUUCCUUUGACAAUCGCUAUUGCCAUGCCUACAUUGUCGCGGGCAAAGCCGAGCAGUUCCUAAAGCAACUGAGCAAUGACAUUGAAGCGGCCAAGACGCCUGAGGAUGCGGCCAAGUUGGCCGAAAAGUUUCCACGUGGCGGCGCUGUGGGCAUCCUGGACAAACAUCCCGAGCUGGUGGCACAAUAUGAAGCCUUGGCUGAGAAAUAUGCUGCCCUCAAUCAACUGGGACCCAUGAAUGUGCUGUGGAUGCAUUUGAUUUCCAAUGGUCAGGAGGUGGCCUCCAAACAAAUCUGGGAUAAGCACUUGUCCAGUGCGCCACGUUUAAUGUUCCAGCGUGUGUUGCAAACGGCACGGGACCAGCAGGAUGAGAAACUUGCCUCGACGGUGAUUGCACAGCUGAAGAAUAGCAAAAUAUCCGAGGGAGCCAUUGGUAAUGCCUACUCCUGUCUCUUGGAUAUACAGACAAACAAGGGGAAUACGGACAAGGCUAUGGAGGUGCUGGCGAAUGCCAUCAAAGAUGUUUCCCUAGAAAAUAUCAAUCGCACUGCACUGUUGCGUUUGAAGCAGGCAGUUGAGGAGAAAUCACAAAAGUUCCCAUACACGGUGCCAGAGAAACGCACCAAGGCGGAGGAUUCCAGCUCCUCGUCGAGCAGCAGCAGCAGCGAUGAUGAUGUCUCGCCUAAGAAGCCCGAAUCGGUGCCACAGAAAUCGGAAAAGUAAACAUGUUUUCCUUUAUUUAGUUUAAUUCGUAAGAUAAUUAUGCUAUAACUAUCUAGUAUUUACUUUGCUGUUGUCAUGAAAUUGUAAACUAAAAUAUAAUUAGUUGUUUUUAUUGCAAAUU